This is a messenger RNA of Pleuronectes platessa (European plaice), 1467 nucleotides long. RefSeq names its product mitochondrial rRNA methyltransferase 3a (gene mrm3a). Bases 45 to 1388 code for a protein of 447 amino acids. Lineage: Eukaryota; Metazoa; Chordata; Actinopteri; Pleuronectiformes; Pleuronectidae. The transcript is spliced from 5 exons. Gene Ontology annotation, molecular function: RNA binding; RNA methyltransferase activity. Gene Ontology annotation, biological process: RNA processing. The record is from RefSeq and is a predicted model, not a curated record.
CUGGAUGCCAGCCAUCGUAAACACUCAGAGAAGAAGAAGGAGAAAUGGCAGCCUACAUGAGGAACGUGAUGCUUCUUGUCUCCAGAGAACAAACCGCUUUUCUAACCAGAGGCUGCGGUGUCGCUGUGACAUCUAAACGAUAUGUCCGCGGGCUGAGGAGGAAACCGGUCCGAGUCCUGUUCCCCGACGCUGAGGAGGAUCCAGGGGUGAAGAAGGAGGUGGAGAAGAAGAAGGAGGUGAAGAAGAAGGAGGUGAAGGUCACAGCAGCAGCAGAGCACCAUGAGGACAGAGGCUCCUUCAGAACCAGGAGGAACGAGCCUCCAGUGUCUGUCAGUGAGGACCUGGUCGAUGACGUGCGCUUCGAGAGAGCUGCUCCUGGAGACAAGAGACUGGCGAGGUUAGUGAGCGUUGCUCGUUCCAGGACCUUUCGAGAGCACCAGGGUAAGAUCCUCCUGGAGGGCCGGCGUCUGAUCUGCGACGCCCUGGAUGCUGGGGCCAACCCGCAGAUGGUGUUCUUCAGCACCAUGGAUCGGCUCCGAGAGCUGCCCCUAGACAAGCUGAAGAGGGCCACGCUGGUCAAAGUCAAGUUCGAGGAAAUUAAGAUCUGGUCCGACCUUGUGGCUCCACAGGGGGUGAUCGCCAUAUUUUCUCUUCCGGACCCAUCGAGGCUGAACUUCGCAAAUACAGGCCAUUCAGUGCCGCUGUCCCUGAUAUGCGACAACGUCCGAGACCCAGGCAACCUCGGGACGAUGCUGCGAUGUGCUGCUGCUGCUGGAUGCCAUAAUGUCCUGCUCACUAAAGGUUGUGUUGAUGCUUGGGAGCCUAAAGUCCUGCGUGCGGCAAUGGGAGCACAUUUCCGACUUCCCAUCUAUCCCAAUCUGAGCUGGGAUGCUGUUGAAAAUCAUCUCCCCAAACGUGUGACUGUCCAGAUAGCCGACAGCGGCUGUGGCCCUGACAGAAGCAGAGAAACAGAAGAUCUGGAAGCUAACGUCUCCCACAAACCCUCAAAAGCAGGAGACUAUGGCUGGGUCAGCACAAGGCGUAGCCACAGUGACAUGCGCCUUGAGGAAUACGACACUGACUCGGACUCUGAGGACGAGGGCCUUUCACUCCCCAGAGUGGACGCCAAGCUGUACCAUGAGAGCUGGGCUCAGAGUCCCACUGCUCUUGUGAUCGGCGGCGAGACGAACGGUCUGAGUCUGGAAGCGUUGGAGUUGGCUGAGAAGACGGGAGGUCAGAGGCUCUUCAUUCCCAUCGUUCCUGAUGUGGACAGCUUGAAUUCAGCCAUGGCUGCCAGCAUCCUUUUGUUUGAAGGCAGGAAGCAGCUGUUAAAACUCAUCCAAUCUGGAAGGAAAUGGAAAACCAAAGCUGAGGGGCAGCUACCAUGAAGUUCCCUGUAAAUUACAUUGUGUGUCCAUACCACCCACGUAGUGCUCUGCUAAUAAUAAAACACUGAAUUGCAAUCAU